This is a messenger RNA of Panicum virgatum (switchgrass), 1484 nucleotides long. RefSeq lists its product as uncharacterized. The record is from RefSeq and is a predicted model, not a curated record. The transcript is spliced from 2 exons. Bases 528 to 1412 code for a protein of 294 amino acids. NCBI's taxonomy places the organism in Eukaryota, Viridiplantae, Streptophyta, Magnoliopsida, Poales, Poaceae.
ACUGUGGGGAACCUGUCAUUUUGUGGGCAAUUGUAAGAAACCAAAGGUGUGCUUCAUCUGUAAUAUUCUGGGGCAUCACAUGAGUGCUUGUCCAAAGUGGAACUCUCCUCAUCCAAUGGCAGCUUAUAUGGGAAGUGCAGGCCUUGGUCUUGGUUUUCACCACAUCGAUACCCCUAAGGUAGAGAACACCCAGUGGCUUAACUUGAAGAAUUGUGGGUGUGGUGAGAAUCCUUGAGGGAGAGGUUACCCUGGCUGAAUUGGAAAAGGAGCUCUCUGAAAUUUUCUGCAAAGAAUGGUCAUGGCAAAUUAAAGAGCUUGAUGUGGGAAGAUUUCUGGUCCGAUUCCCUCCUCAUAAAAGAGUGGAUGAUAUCAAGAAUUACCCCUCUUUCAACUUGAGAAAACAAGGUGUUCGAGUGGAAGUCUUGGAAUGAGUUGGAAGCUUGGAGCCAUACAGUGAACUUAAAGAGGCAUGGGUGCAGAUUAGAGGUGUGCCACCUAAGUGGUGUGCCUGGCAAGUUUUUGCACAAAUGGUGUUAGGUUUGGGAAUGAUGCUUGAAAUUGAUUGGUCUAGUUUGUUUAAAUCUUUCUAUGAAAUGGCUAGGGUAAAAAUCGCUUGCAGGAAUCCAUGCAAAAUCCCUAAGGAAAGAUUGUAUGAGAUCAACAAGCAGCUCUUCUUAGUAUCCCUCCUUGUGGAGGAUGUGGUUCAAGAGGCUCCUCCCUCUGGUCCAGCUAAUGAUGGCAUGGAUCCAGAUGAUGACCUUGAUGAGGAGGAUGACUUGGAACGAAAUGGUGAAGACAACAUGAGGUUGGACUUAGACAGGGCUGGGCGUGAGCCUAGCAGAUCUACUCCUGCACCUACUGGAAAGCACAACAGCAAGUCUCCUAUCCAAGGAUCCAGGACUGUGCAUAUGGAGCACUCUCAGAUCAAUCAGGACAGCCAGCUGAAAGACUUCAUGAAUUCUGGAAGUGGUCUACAAGGCCUGAAGUUACCUACAGGAGCCGGUCAAUCCGACCUUCCUACUUCCUUUGACCAACAAUCGAAGUGGAUGGACUUCAUGAAAAUAGCUGAGGGGGAGUUAUCAAUGGCUGAAUGCUCUCAGAUUCUGAGGAACAUGGAGCUGGAGGACUCUGAAAACGAAGAUCUGCUAUCAGAGAUAGAAAUAGAGGAGGAGAUGGUUCCUGUUUCAGACCUGAAGUUGAAGAUGGAGGGCAGAAACCUCUUGAAUGACUUUGAUUAUUGCAAAGGUAACGUAGAGACAAUAGACCUGCCAAUGAGCGCGGUACGAGAUGGGGUUCUAGCUGCGGAGGAACUUGGCAAGCCAAAAAGAAAGAAACAAUGGGGGCCCAUCCAAAGGGAUGCAAGACCAAGAAGAUUUGUGGAUGAUGGGAGAACCAUGAUGCAGAAAGCAUAGGAGCGGAUCAGUAUUAAAAAUCUGGAAGUGGAUGGCAAGUACAAGCCAGGGCGUGAUAUGGUCGGACGUGCG